Chinchilla lanigera (long-tailed chinchilla) is the source of this 769-nucleotide messenger RNA. RefSeq names its product cuticle collagen 2-like. The record is from RefSeq and is a predicted model, not a curated record. Lineage: Eukaryota; Metazoa; Chordata; Mammalia; Rodentia; Chinchillidae.
GGCGCUGGCCGCGUGAAAGGCGUCUUUGUGCGAGACCCGAGACCCGGCGUGGGGCAGGGAGAGAGGAGCCGGGCUGGGACCUGGUGGUGGGACCCUGGGCGUCCCCGCACGCCCGCUCCCAGCCGCAUCGGAGCAACCCGGGCAGCGCAGGGAGGGCGCAGGGCGGCGCAGGACAGGUGGCGGAGAGAUCGCGCUGCGGAGAGGACGCAACCCCAGCCGGGAGCUCGCGCCGGGAGUCGGGGGGCUGGGGAGCGGCCCCGGGCCAGGCCAACUCCCGCCCCCGGGCCCGGCGCCCCCACCUGGGGGAGAGGGGCGGGCCCCGCGCUGCCUUCCUCCUGCGCCCGGGCCGCGUGGCUUGCGGCUUAUUUUCCCAGCUGGCAAGCGUCUUGCUGCAGACAAGGGAAUGCCUGUGGUCCUGCGCGUUCCGGAGCUCGGGGGCUCCCUGAUCCCGACGAACCCCCUGCAGGAGCGGAAGGGUUAAGAAUGAUGUCCCCUACCAGAUUUUUAUUUGUAGCGUCCAAAAUCCUCCUUAAUUUGCAGCCUGCAAGCUUGAGGAGCGGCUGUACGAUGAACGGCCAUUCGGCACACUCUCGAUUUCAGAGCUGAUCCCAGACCUUGCCAACGGUCCCAAUUUACCCGCAAGUGUGUCAACUGGCCUAAUGUCAUGAAAACAGGAACCACCUUGCGGUUUAAUUGUGAAAAUUAGCAUUUUCCUCUAGCGGCUGAACACUUAAGCAGCAAUAAAAAAGUGAAUUGUUAGACUUAUAAA